Messenger RNA from Arctia plantaginis, 348 nucleotides. The record is from the annotation of a GenBank genome assembly. NCBI's taxonomy places the organism in Eukaryota, Metazoa, Arthropoda, Insecta, Lepidoptera, Erebidae.
AUGGGCCCAAAGAUUAUUAAAUCUACCCAGGAGGGUACCAGACGCACUGCGUCUGGAGAAUCCCUCCCGGAGCCAGACGGCUCCGGCAGCUCCCAAACGUACUCUGGGGGGAGCAACCUUUGUCUAACCUGCCCGUCGCCGAGCAGUAAAUCCGGCACCCAAAAAAAACGCGGAGGACGCAAAAAACCUGGAGGUAGUGUCGAACACCGACACUGCCUCGGAGAGGAGCGGAGCGAGUACCCCGAUGGUCUCAGCUGCAGAGCAGCACCAGAAGGGUACUCCAAAGCGCAAAAGGCGCUCGCUUCGCCUGGGCCUGAAGAGGCAAUUGGAGUCGGCCUCGAGCGAUGA